This is a messenger RNA of Bactrocera tryoni, 2333 nucleotides long. Its product is annotated as UDP-glycosyltransferase UGT5-like. The record is from RefSeq and is a predicted model, not a curated record. The coding region runs from base 171 to 1796 and encodes 541 amino acids. NCBI's taxonomy places the organism in Eukaryota, Metazoa, Arthropoda, Insecta, Diptera, Tephritidae. Gene Ontology annotation, molecular function: UDP-glycosyltransferase activity. The transcript is spliced from 4 exons.
UGUUUACAUUGCACUAAAUUUUUCAUCAUAAAGCUACUAUAAAAAUUAUUAAAUGAUUUGACAAAAAAGUUAUUCACAAAUAUGGUUUUGUACGAUUUAGUGCGUCGCAGCCUUAGAUAUUUGUAUAUAUACUUAGUUUGUUUCAGUUCAUUUAACGAAAUCAAAAGAAAAUGAAGUGUUGGUCGGACGAUCACGGCAUGAUCGCUAUCACGAUAGCGGCGAUAAUAGCCAUAUCGAUCGGAGUGCAACCAGUUUCUAGUUCUAAUAUUCUCGGUGUAUUCCUCAGUCCCAGUCCCUCACAUUUAAUCGUACAUAUGUCAAUUAUGAAAACACUGGCUGAACGCGGUCACAACAUAACCGUUGUCUCAAGUUUAAAACCGAAAGUCAAUCAUCCCAAAAUACACAACAUCAUUAUUGAGCCGUCGGAAGCGCGUCAAAAGGAAAUGAAUGAGGAAUUAUCCGAUUUGGGAGUAAAAAAGCAAAACCCCAUCAUUAUGAUGAUGAAAUUCUUGAGAGCUGACAAUGUUAUGGUCACAUUGCAAUUGGAUGUUGUUAAGAAUGAAAAAUUUCAACAAAUCUAUAACAACAAAUACGAUUUGGUUAUAAUGGGAUAUUUUAUGAAUAAUUUCCAAUUCAUCGUUCCGGCCAAAUUGAAUUGCCCGAUGAUACUCAGUUGGACGGGCCAGCCAAUGGAGAUGGUAAAUGAUUUUGUUGGAGUACCACAUGAAGUAUCGUAUGUACCCUCUGUAUUUACUGCUCAUAAAAACGAUGAAAUUAUGAGUUUUGGAACACGUCUGCUAAAUUUUGUAUCGAGUGGUUUGUUGCGUUUAGCUACCAAUAUCAUGGAUAUUUCAUUUGAGGCAUAUUACAAAGAGUUAGCAGCUGGCGAUGCGGCACUACGUACAUAUUCAGAAAUGAAGGAGAACGUAUCCUUAAUAUUUUGUAACAGCCAUUUCAGUGAGGGGCCCAUACGGCCGAUGGUACCUGGUAUGGUAGAAAUAGGUGGCAUACAAAUAAAGGAGAAGGCAACGCCUUUACCUAAGAUUAUUGAUCACUUUUUGAAUGCCUCCAAAAAGAAUGGAGCAAUACUCUUUAGUUUGGGUUCAAACAUGAAAAGUACCAGCAUACAACCAGAGACUGUUAGUAUAAUUUACAAAGUACUUUCCUCGUUGGAACAAAAUGUGGUUUGGAAGUGGGAAAAUUUGGAUAAUACCCCUGGCAAUGCCUCAAAUAUACUCUACCAAAAAUGGUUACCACAAGAUGAUAUACUCGCCCAUCCUAACCUUAAGCUUUUCAUCACACAUGCCGGAAAGGGUGGAAUGGUGGAAGCGACUUAUCACAGUGUGCCUAUGGUUGCAAUGCCAAUAUUUGCUGAACAACCCGCGAAUGCUGCUAAAAUAGUGUCUUCCGGUUAUGGCGUACAAGUGGACAUUUUAAAUUUGAAGGAAAAUGAGUUCAGAGACGCCAUAUUUGAAGUGCUUCAUAACCCAAUAUAUCGAAAUAAUGUGCAUCGAUUUUCAGAAUUAUAUCGAAAUCGUCCAUUGACUGCUAAAGAAACUGUUAAUUUUUGGGUAGAAUAUGUUAUACGUCAUCAUGGAGCUGCACACAUGCAAAGUCCACUGAUUCAUUUGAAUUUUGUGCAGUCGAAUAGUUUGGACGUUUUAUUAGCUAUAUUGAUAACAUUUUAUUUGCUGUGGAAGUUGCUAAAAUUUACUUGUAAGCUUUUAUGUAAAUUAGUACGUUCAGUUAAAGGAAAGCAAAAGGAAGGACAUUCAAAGAAAUCCAAAAAGGAAUAAGCUUAUAUUGUAUAUUUUCGGUAGCUUCAGAUUAGGAGCUUUAAUUAACCAUGGAAUUGGAUAUGAAAAAAUCCUAGAUUGAAAUAUUUUAUAAUUUUUUUCAUUAAUAAAAGUUCCAAAAUAUUACAUUUUUUCUCAAUAUAGCAAAAUAGAAAUACAUACAAAAUUCCAGUUGAAUAAAAUUAAUUUUUGUAUAUGCUUUAAUGCGUGUUAUUAUCAUUGAAUUUGUAGUCUGUUCCAAACACUCUCUAUAAAUGUAUAUUUAAUAUUUAAUUGUCAGUUUAUUUAGCACAAUGGUUAUACUAUUACACCUAACAAAUAAGAACAUAUAAAAUUCGUGUAAAAUAAGGAUUAGGCGUGGUGUUAGUCUGAUUUCGCUCAUUUCAUCAUUUCUCCACAAAGUAUCAAGUAAAAUAUAUACAAAGUUUUGUUUUUAUUAGAAUUAUAAUAGAAGAAAUGUUUAAAAUUAAACUAUUAACUUUAUAUUGUUUCCAAGAAUUGAAAAAAUAUCCAAUAAAUUGAACUGUUAUGAAAGUA